Messenger RNA from Pyricularia oryzae 70-15, 1425 nucleotides. RefSeq lists its product as uncharacterized. Lineage: Eukaryota; Fungi; Ascomycota; Sordariomycetes; Magnaporthales; Pyriculariaceae. The coding region runs from base 662 to 1327 and encodes 221 amino acids. Gene Ontology annotation, biological process: N-acetylglucosamine metabolic process. The transcript is spliced from 2 exons. The record is from RefSeq and is a predicted model, not a curated record. Gene Ontology annotation, cellular component: cytoplasm.
CAAUGAGCGGGUGCUCUAGACUAACUAACUAAAUAGGGGACCAUUUGAUUUGCUGGAUCCAGGUCCAACCGCCCAACGUAAUUCAACAGCAAGCGCCGACAUUCGGGCCACUUUGGUGCGCCCACCCUGAGGAUCACGACGUUGGCCGGCAACCAAGGAGUUUCUUUUUUUCCCCCUUCUCUCUCUCACACAUACAUACAUACACGCUCUCUCUCCUCCCCCUCCCUCUACGGAUAAGCCCCUUUUUUGCUUUUUACCAUUGGUCACCCCCCCCUUUUAGCCUCGUCGGUAUUGCGGCCACCCUCCCGCUCGUUCAACGUCGUUCAGUACCUUGACGGCCAACCAGUCCCACCAAAUCAGAUUUCGGUACCCUGGACACGUGUUUUGUGGUUGCGGUCCGGCAGUCCAUCUUGCCUCGCAUGUGGUUGCUGAGGUGUUACGGAAGCUUCCAGACCGGCCUGACUUGUUCGGAUCAUGGUUGGAUUCAGCAUGUGUACACAAUAGCAACAUAGUACAGCAGAGCAAAACAUCACGGACACAUUCUCUGUCUCCGACCCCAGUGGAAGAGACAUAAUCUGCAAAAUUUGCGGUAUUUCCUUGGCUUCGUUGCACACCCCUUUUCCAUCCUUUUGCCCUGUCAGAGCCCCAGAGGACUAGGAAAAUGAGUGGUGGCGAGGUGCCAUAUUGGAACGUCAACGUUCCAGAGGAUGAACGUUCUGUGGAAUGUCCCGACUUUCUAGUCUCCUUAUCGGACAAAGACCGCACUAUCAUAAGCACCCUGGAUGCCGAUUACCGAGCAGAUUCUUGGGGGCAAGUCAAGAAGAAAGUUUCCACCAAUAGGCUUGACCUCUUUCGUCGAAAGCCAUCUGAUCUGCGGCGGUAUCUUGAGUACACAUGGAAGCUGAGGCAAGAUCAUGGGAGUGUUAUGCACUUCAUAUUGACACAGAGGCUUCAUUGGGAAAUCCCCAUCGAACCCACGAGUGUGGUCCCGUUCGAAAACCCUAACGACUACAAAAUCCUCCGCAACGACUGGCCAUAUGGAAUCGACGAAAGAAUUGUACACCUUGUAGUUUGGACUCGCUUCGAACUUGGAGAAGAUCCUGCAACUGGGGACUUGACGGACGGAUCCAGGAAGCAGAUUGAUCAGUUUGUGAACAAGACCUUUGCCCAGGAUGUGCCUCCGGACCAGUAUAUCUGGUUCAAGAAUUGGAAGUCUCUCAAAUCAGUCCAAGCUGUUGAACACUUUCAUGUGAUGCUCUUCGAACCUGACCCUACCGUCAUAAGCAACAUUACCAAUGGCGAUAUUCCUCUUUGUGAGAAAGUCUGAUCGCAACCUUGCGGAGCAACCGGCCAUGACAGCAGUUAGUGAUAAACAUCCAUAGCUUUACUCAGAGGCCUCAUUGAAUAUGCAGUCAUUUGCUUCCG